GUCGCAGCCGCGCUGCGGAAGUGCCCCGAUCCCAUUCCCGGCCCCGAUCCCCGCAGAUCCGGCUGCACGCAGGAACCGGCCUGGGGUUCUCAGCUGCCCUCGGGAUCCCCAGAGCCCCACAGCGUCCAUCUCUGGGGGUCCCCACCCCACUGCAGGCGCCGCCGGGGCCGAGAUGCAGCGCAGCGCCUGAACCCGACGGGGAGCCAUGGAGACGGUGGUCAUCGUGGCCAUCGGGGUCUUGGCCACCAUCUUCCUGGCGUCCUUCGUGGCCCUGGUGGUGGUGUGCAGGCAGCGCUACUGCCGCCCCAAGGACCUCCUGCACCCCUAUGACACCAAACCCAUCGUGGACCUCAUCGGGGCCAUGGAGACGCAGUCGGAGCCCUCGGAGCUGGAGCUGGACGACGUGGUGAUCACCAACCCGCACAUCGAGGCCAUCCUGGAGAACGAGGACUGGAUCGAGGACGCCUCGGGCCUGGUGUCACACUGCAUCGCCAUCCUGAAGAUCUGCCACACGCUGACAGAGAAGCUGGUGGCCAUGACCAUGGGUUCGGGCGCCCGCAUCAAAUCCCCCUCCAGCCUCGGUGACAUCAUCGUGGUGGCCAAACGCAUCAGCCCCAGGGUGGACGACGUGGUCAGGUCCAUGUACCCCCCGCUGGACCCCAAGCUGCUGGACGCCAGGGCCGCGGCGCUGCUGCUGUCUGUCAGCCACCUGGUGCUGGUGGCACGGAGCGCCUGUCCCCAACCCGGUGACAGGGACUGGGUGGACCGAUCGCUGGCGGCCGCCGAGCAGCACAUGGCUGCGCUGCGCCACGCUGCCAUGGCCGCCGAGCCGGAGAGGACAGCGGGCACCGAGCCCUUCAGGCAGGAGCAGUCGGCCAUCUGAGCCCCGGCAAUCGGCGGCGCCACCACCAGUGCCAUCGCCUGCGGCACCGGAGCGACGCCAUCGCUGGUGUCACUGAUUGCCAACAGCGGUGCCAGGUGGAUGCCACCACCAGUGUCACCAGUGCCGCUGAUGCCACCACUGAUACCAGUUGGGUGCCACAGCCGAUGCCACCAUAAGUGCCACCGGCUGUGUCACCGGUGCCGCUGGUGCCACCACCACUGCUGGUGGGAUGCCAUCACCAGUGCCACUGAUCCCACCGUAAGUGCCACCAGUAGUGUCACCAGUGCCACUGUUGCCACCACCAGUGCCACUGAUGCCUCCUGCAGUGUCGCCCCUGGUGCCACCCAUCCCCUCCCGGAGGAGCAGUCGCCCACCCGAGCCCUGGGAUACCAGCGAUGCCCCCAUCGGUGCCAAUAAACGCCCCGUGACACUGC
Lagopus muta (rock ptarmigan) is the source of this 1317-nucleotide messenger RNA. RefSeq names its product transmembrane protein 98 (gene TMEM98). The coding region runs from base 206 to 883 and encodes 225 amino acids. The record is from RefSeq and is a predicted model, not a curated record. The transcript is spliced from 7 exons. Lineage: Eukaryota; Metazoa; Chordata; Aves; Galliformes; Phasianidae. Gene Ontology annotation, cellular component: endoplasmic reticulum.